Callithrix jacchus (white-tufted-ear marmoset) is the source of this 1461-nucleotide messenger RNA. RefSeq names its product neuroglobin (gene NGB). The record is from RefSeq and is a predicted model, not a curated record. Gene Ontology annotation, molecular function: oxygen binding; heme binding. Lineage: Eukaryota; Metazoa; Chordata; Mammalia; Primates; Cebidae.
GGGGGCCGCAGUGGCUUUAAAGCGCCCAGUCCGGGCGGCGCGGGGCGGGGCUGCUCUCCCGACUGCGGGGCGCGGGGCGCGGGGCGCAGGGCGCAGGGUCCGAGCGGGGUCCCCGGAAGCACAGCUGGGGCGCCUCCGCCUACGGCCGGCCGCGCGCCUCUUCUCUCCCGCGCCAGGGAAGAAGCGGCUACGGCCCCCACCGGGCGGAGGCACGGGGGGCAUACCGGGGACGGAGGGGUCCGCGUCGUGAGGAGAUGGCGCGGCACGUGCGGUGACGGCGCCCGCGCCCAGAGGGUCCCAGCCCCGCGCCUCGCGUCCCCGGGACAGCAUGGAGCGCCCGGAGCCCGAGCUGAUCCGGCAGAGCUGGCGGGCUGUGAGCCUCAGCCCUCUGGAGCACGGCACAGUCCUGUUCGCCAGGCUGUUUGCACUGGAGCCUGAUCUGCUACCCCUCUUCCAGUACAACUACCGCCAGUUCUCCAGUCCAGAAGACUGUCUCUCCUCGCCUGAGUUCCUGGACCACAUCAGGAAGGUGAUGCUCGUGAUUGAUGCUGCAGUGACCAAUGUGGAAGACCUGUCCUCACUGGAGGAGUACCUUGUCAGCCUGGGCAGGAAGCACCGGACAGUGGGUGUGAAGCUCAGCUCCUUCUCGACAGUGGGCGAGUCUCUGCUCUACAUGCUGGAGAAGUGUCUAGGUCCUGCCUUCACACCAGCCACUCGGGCUGCCUGGAGCCAGCUCUACGGGGCGGUGGUGCAGGCCAUGAGUCGAGGCUGGGACGGCGAGUAAGAGGAGCACAGGCCAAGGUGGGGGUGAGAUGGCCGAGCUUCCAGCACCUUCCAUCCUGCCUUCCCAGCCCUUCCACUGCUCUCCUGCCCCAGAACGGCUUGCUAUUCACAAAUAAAGAGAAAGAGCAGCUUUAGCCUUCUUGGUGGAAUCCCAGGCAGUGGGAGCCGAAUCAGAACCACCAGGGAAGGGAAGGGGGCCUGGGUCUCAAUGGGGCUCACUUGAGUCCCAAGGGCUGUGCAGAUACUCUGACAGUCAGUUUCCCUCUGCAGCAUUCCCUUCCCCUCAUUCAGCACUUCUGAGGGAGCUCCUGGACUCUUCUGCAGCUGUGGGAACCCAGCUAGCAGGCCAGGUGGGGUGGGGCUGGGGACCGGCCAGGAAGGAGGGGCGACUUCAUCCCAGAGAGACCUGAGUUCCCCCAGCCCUUCAUCAGCAACCCAGCCCUGCAGGAGUGAGUCUCACCUCCCUUGGCCCUCCUUUCUGCCCCAGCCUGCAGCGACUGGGAGGCCACAGUGCCUCAGAUUCACGGCCCGCUCUGUGCCUGUACUCAGGCAGCUGGAGGGAAGAGAAGGCAGCCGCAGAGGCCUCUGCCCUCACCCCAGCUGUCUGCACUUCAACCGUUUGCUCUGUGCUGUGGUCUAUAAACUCAUGAGAAACAAACGUUCUGUGUGCCUCUCUGA